This is a messenger RNA of Lasiodiplodia theobromae, 2274 nucleotides long. RefSeq lists its product as uncharacterized. The record is from RefSeq and is a predicted model, not a curated record. Bases 1 to 2274 code for a protein of 757 amino acids. Lineage: Eukaryota; Fungi; Ascomycota; Dothideomycetes; Botryosphaeriales; Botryosphaeriaceae. The transcript has 3 exons.
AUGGAAGAUUACGCCACAACCAAUAGUGCGGCCAGCAACUACGAGAUUGUCACGGGCUUUUGGACCAACUGGUCCCGUGGAUUGGUUUUCGGACAAACUCUCACUCUCACACGGCGGGAUGGAGAUCUUCUCAUCGCUUUCAUUGCACUCUUCGUUACCAUUGUCGGCACCAGCUUCUGGAGGAUCGUAUGCUUCGGACUCCAUACCACCUUCUCCACGGACUCUACCCGCGAUGGCGUCUACCACCAACGCCAGGCCAUCCUACGCAACUCUGCGAAUGGAGCAAGUGGGUUAUGCCGUUUCGCAAGCGCCAUGUGGGCGUGGCGGAACCGAGACUCCAAGCCGUUCCGCCGGAUAGGACCUCUCAUUGUCUUCACCACACUCUUUAUAUUCGCCUUCGGCGUGGCCUCCGGCUUCUCAUCCAAGGUCUCAACGGGCGUCGGCAACGAGGUGCUCAUCCAGACGCCUGAUUUCGGCAUCAGCGUAGGGAAGAACCUCACGUGGGCCCAGACUCUCAAGAUCUGGUAUCCCUUGUACUCGCGCACCGUGCUGUCACAUUCGACGUACGCACAGCAGUGCUACACGAACGACACGAGCACGGCCAACUGCAACAAGUACGUCAAGCCGAGGCUAGACGCCCGCAUCCAGCGCAACGCGUCGUGUCCCUUCGACGCCGACAUGUGCAAGCUCUCCGACCAGAACGUCUUGCUCGACACGGGACUGCUGGACUUCAAUGACGACUUUGGCGUGAACCUCCCUCCGAAGUGGCGCUUCCAAUACCGACAAACCAUGCACUGUGCACCAAUAGUGACGGACGGCUACAAGGAGGCCUUUCCGGAGAAGAAUGAGACGUGGUACGGUGAUAAAGAACGGACAUGGAAGAAACCGGCGCACACGGUGUACUACUACGGCCAGGCGCCGUUCGAGAACUUGACGAACGCGACUUACGAGUAUCAGACCGAUAUUCCGGACAUGACCGUGAAGCUGAACACCGCGCCGGCGUUCUACAGCCUCGGGACACGUCAGGUGUAUGGAUCCAACGGGACUAUAAUCCCUGAAUCCGCCUUCGAUCCCAUGCCUGCUCUCCGGCGUCCAGAUGCGGACAUGGUGCUCGUCUUCCUCUCAGCCAACGAGAUUGCCUACAUCGGCCCUGUGGACGACCCCUGGUACUCAGCGAACGCCAAAUAUUCCCAGGUGAAAGAAUACGAGAACGAGCACCCAGGCAAAAUCUGGGCCUACUACCGCGACGAGCCGGCGUCGGUGCUCGGCUGCGUGAUACAAAAACAAAUCUGCAACCCGCGCAUGGCAGAGGACAAGCGCUGCACGCCGUUGGGCCCGACCGCGGACCUGUCCCAGAACCUCGCAGCGAUCGUCGAGGGCGACGGCGAGGCGUGGUGGCUGAAGCAGCUGACCAAGCUGCUCCUCGUCACGCUGCCGGAGCUCUGGGAUAUUAUCAACACGCUGGGUAGCUCGUCUUUGAGCGCGUCGUUCAGCCUUACGAAUGGCGUGCAGGCGGUGUUGCCGUCGGAUCAGUGGCAGCGCGAUGUCGAGCGGUGGCACUCGAUCAUGAUGGCGACGCUGCAGGGCAGUGCGGUCGAGGUGGCCGAGGGCCCGUCGGCGCCGGAGUUGCGUGCGGAGCUGCAGAAACCGACCAACAGUUGGGAAAGGGCGCUUUGUAGACGUCAGAAAAUCCUCUCUACCGCCCACAGCAAUUUCUCCGUCUUCGGUCUCGCUUUCAUCUUCGUCACCGGCGGCCUCGCGAUUCUCGUUUCCUGGCUUCUUGAGCCCAUCAUCGCUUUCGUCCAGCGACGCCGUAAGCUCGACUCGUACGCGCGCCUUGAGUGGUGCACCAACGAGACACUUCAGCUGCAACGGCUGGCGCAUGAGGAGCUCGGCAUGGGGACCUGGUCGAAGUGCGAUGGGGAUGUGCCGGUGACGGAGAAAGGGGAACGGCUGGCGGUGCUGGAUCUGACAGACGUGACGCAUCCAAGGCUGAAAGCGAGGCCGAUGGGAUGGGAGGAAAUUGUGGCGCAAGGGCCUGUUGGAAGCACGGUAGAGACUAAUGACACGGGGAGUAGCACGGAAAAAGACGAUAGCAGCUGUAAGGGGAAAGGGGCGAGAGUCGAUGUCGAGGAGAUCAACUCGCCUUUGAGUUCGUCUGCGUCGGGCAGUGAUGACCGGCUCACUCUGGCCGAGGCUAGCUCUUUAUCAUCGUCCCUGGACAACCGUCAUAUAGGCAACUGUCGACUCGAAGAUGGGAGAGAUGGGACGUAA